AUGCCACACCAGUAUUUAAUCUCCAAGAAGUACACCGAUUCUGGGCAUCUUCACCGAGUUCAGAUCAAGGGAAAUACUCUGAAAUCCGAAUUUAAGAAACCUAGUCAGAAAAAAGACAUCUGCGUAAAAUCGAAGCACAGUCUUCCUGAUCUACCAUACGAUUACAAGGCACUUGAACCAAUAAUCUCUGCUGAAAUUAUGCAGCUCCAUCAUUCCAAGCAUCAUGCGACUUACGUUAACAAUUUGAAUAUUGCUGAGGAGAAAUUGAAGGAAGCUGUCGCGAAAGGAGAUGUCAACGCCCAAAUUGCCUUAGCACCUGCGAUUAAAUUCAACGGAGGAGGUCAUUUAAAUCAUUCAAUCUUCUGGUGUAAUUUGUCUCCAAAUAGCGGAAAACCUGAUGCCUCUCUCGUCAAGCAGAUCGAGAAAGAUUUCACAAGUCUCGAAGAAAUGAAGAAGCGUUUAUCUGAAGCGACUGUCGCGAUCCAGGGUUCAGGUUGGGGUUGGUUGGGUUACAAUCUGAAAGAAAAGAGACUUCAAAUAACAACCUGUGCUAAUCAGGAUCCGCUUCAAGCGACGACAGGCCUCGUACCUCUUUUCGGAAUCGAUGUCUGGGAACACGCCUAUUAUCUGCAGUACAAAAAUGUAAGGCCCGAUUAUGUGAAGGCAAUCUUUGACAUUGCAAACUGGUCCGAUAUCAAUGCUCGCUUUAAAACAGCAGCUGGCUGCUAAAUACUCGUAUCUAAAUAACCUCUGCAUUUUUAGUGUUUAAGCGAAGCUAUGAAGCAAAAAUUAAUCGAAAAAGCGUACUCUGAAUAGUACAAAAUGUUGCUAAUUUCUUUAUAAGAGUGCAAUAAGCAUUGUUAGUUUACUUAUUGCCUUAAGUUCUCUGUGAUUUUGUAUGCACUUUAUAAUUAUUUAGGCAUUCUCCGUGUAUAUCAGUAGUACGUAAAUGAAAUGGGAGAAUACAUGUUUU
Messenger RNA from Belonocnema kinseyi, 973 nucleotides. It is a transcript of the gene Sod2, whose product is annotated as superoxide dismutase [Mn], mitochondrial. NCBI's taxonomy places the organism in Eukaryota, Metazoa, Arthropoda, Insecta, Hymenoptera, Cynipidae. Gene Ontology annotation, biological process: superoxide metabolic process. Gene Ontology annotation, molecular function: metal ion binding; superoxide dismutase activity. The record is from RefSeq and is a predicted model, not a curated record. Gene Ontology annotation, cellular component: mitochondrion. The transcript has 3 exons. The coding region runs from base 1 to 729 and encodes 242 amino acids.